AUGACUAAGAGCGCGAAGAAAACUAAUCCUUCUUCCUCGAAGAAGAGUCCUUCUUCAUCUUCGUCUUCGGAGGCUGCAUCAUCUGAGAGAGCCACACCAGAGAGACCGUCUCACAACACUGCACAGUCGUCGAGCUCUUGCCGGCCGAGUCAGUCGAAUGCUAAGAGUCCAACUCCUAGCUGCCAUUCACAAUCUCACCCGAGGGGGACUCCCCAGACGGGUCCUAUUUCUGAAGAGGUGGAAAAAGCCCUUGCGAUUUUCAUGGACUUCAUGAAAGCCCAUGCAAACCAACAGUUCCCACCUCCUGUCUCCUUGGUGCACGCUGAUACAAUUGAGCAGUCAAGAAACCAGAGAAGGAGAAUAGGUCAAGUGGAUGGAGGACGAACUCCAUCUCACAAAGAGCUCGGGAAGCAUUGGGAAGAGGAUACUUGUAGGACUGAGCGGGAAAGAAAAAGAAACCCCUAG
Messenger RNA from Chenopodium quinoa (quinoa), 465 nucleotides. RefSeq lists its product as uncharacterized. Lineage: Eukaryota; Viridiplantae; Streptophyta; Magnoliopsida; Caryophyllales; Amaranthaceae. The transcript has a single exon. The coding region runs from base 1 to 465 and encodes 154 amino acids. The record is from RefSeq and is a predicted model, not a curated record.